UCAAAAUGGAUACGAGUUGGGACAUACAUGAUGACAUGAAUCUAUACAUAACGCCGGAGCGUUUCGUUGUGGAACCCAAUGGUAAGGACGAGAUACUGGUAAUUGAUCGUGUUGUGAACACGGUGCGAGUGCAAAGCAAAGGCAACCAACUUAACAAUCAAGUGCCUACCAGACGUGUGUGUGGCAUUCUGGGCACCAUACAAUUGCUCGGUGGACAUUAUUUGGUUGUAGCAACUCAUCGCCUUUACGUAGGCAUGCUUAAUGGCGCUAUAAUAUGGCGUUUAGCUGGUUAUGAUAUUAUUCCUUACAUUCCAACAAUUACACAUUUACGUCCGAAGCAACGCGAACAAAAUGAAACUUAUUUAAAUAUGCUACGGCAAACUUUGGACACUCGUUUUUUCUAUUUUUCCUACUGGUACGAUUUAACGCACACACUUCAGCGAUUACAUGGUAUGCCACCAGAUUUUAUGAAGAAUGGAUUAUUCGAUCGUGCCGAUGAACGUUUUGUAUGGAAUGGCGCAUUACUACGUAACUUCAACUGUCCCGAAAUGCGCAAAUUCGCUCUGCCAAUUGUACUUGGCUUCGUUUCCAUUAAUCAAGUGCAAGUUAACGGUCAAACAUUCUUUUGGUCAAUAAUAUCUCGCCGCUCCAUACAUCGUGCUGGCACACGUUUCUUUGCGCGCGGCAUUGAUGAGACGGGCAAUGUGGCUAAUUUUGUCGAAACGGAACAAAUUGUCGAGUAUAAUGGGCAGCGCAUCUCUUUUGUACAGACACGUGGGAGCAUGCCAUUCUUCUGGCGUCAACUACCCAAUCUACGUUAUAAACCGGAUCCGGAACUGACGCCUGGCAAAGACCAUUUAGGGGCAUGCACGAAACAUUUUGAAACCCAAAUAAUGUUUUACGGGCGUCAAGUUAUACUAAAUUUGGUGGACCAGAAACGUGCCGAAGGCAAUAUGGAACGUGCAUUCCGUACAUUUGUUGGACAAAUGAACAAUCCAAACGUGCGCUAUGAAGCCUUUGAUUUUCAUGCUGAGUGUAAAAAAAUGCGCUGGGAUCGCUUGCAAAUACUCAUUGAUCGCGUAGCACAUGAGCAGGACGAGUUUUCGGUUUUCCAUUUACGUGAGGACGGCAGUUUGGUAUCAGCUCAAGAUGGUGUUUUCCGUACGAAUUGUAUUGACUGCUUGGACCGCACCAAUGUUGUGCAAAGCAUGUUGGCCAAACGUUCACUAAAUGCUGUACUACAAAAGUUGGGUAUCUUACAAGCUGGUCAAAUGGUAGAGCGUGCUUCACCCAACUUCGAGUACGUUUUUAAGGGGGUUUGGGCUGAUAAUGCUGAUGUAGUAUCAUUACAAUACUCCGGUACUGGCGCUCUAAAGACCGAUUUCACUCGCACAGGCAAACGUACAAAAGCUGGUCUCAUGCAAGAUGGUAUUAACUCGGCAACACGUUACUAUCUGAAUAACUUCGCCGACGGUAGCAGACAGGAUGGCUUUGAUCUAUUUCUGGGCAAAUAUGUUGUAAAAUCCGAUGAAGGUAACUUACUGCCGUCACCUUUGGUAGUCACACGCACUUGGCGUUACAAUACGAUUCCUUCCGUUUUACUUUUCGCUGUCGCCAUGCUUUUCAUCACCGCCAUAUUCCCGGCUGAAUUUAAUACAGAAAGUUUAUUAUUCCUCCUAUUCUGGGGUACUAUGAUUGGAGUGAGUACAACUGGCAUAUUACAUUACGGAGUUGAAUUCGUUGAUUGGCCGCGACUAAAUCCGCCAAUUAAAAUCGAGGCCUAGCAAAUAUGGGAACGGCGUUAUUAUCUACGUUUAGACUAUUAAAAAUUCAUAUAACGCCUCAAUCGUAUGUUUCAACACACAAAGCAGUGAAUUCAUUCAGGAAUUAGAUAAAGUUACGAUCAACUUAUAGCCUUUUGAUCGUUGUGAAAUACUUUCGGCGGCAGAGUAUUCAACUAAAAAAUUUUUGCUUGUUAACGCCCAAUUUGUGUUUAUAUUAAAGAAAAAAAUAUUUGACUAAAACAAUAGUAUACACAUCAAAGUAAACGCAUUAGUAUUUCUAGUGGCAAGCGACCUAAGCAAUUAUUACAUUAGCAAUUGUAAAAUUUUCCUAAAUAAAAGCAGAAACAGUUAAAUUAUAAAAAAAAUUAA
Ceratitis capitata (Mediterranean fruit fly) is the source of this 2153-nucleotide messenger RNA. It is a transcript of the gene Sac1, whose product is annotated as phosphatidylinositide phosphatase SAC1. Gene Ontology annotation, biological process: phosphatidylinositol dephosphorylation. The record is from RefSeq and is a predicted model, not a curated record. NCBI's taxonomy places the organism in Eukaryota, Metazoa, Arthropoda, Insecta, Diptera, Tephritidae. The transcript is spliced from 10 exons. Gene Ontology annotation, molecular function: phosphatidylinositol-4-phosphate phosphatase activity. Bases 6 to 1784 code for a protein of 592 amino acids. Gene Ontology annotation, cellular component: endoplasmic reticulum.